AAUAUACCAUUUGCCAGGGGUUAAACCCCUCGCAAGUCCCUGGUAUAUACUGAUCUGAUUUGACCUUCCAUCAGUCAGUCAACACGUCAGUCAGAGCAGACUGCACAACAGAAAAAAGUGAGGGAAUAUACCAGGGUUAUGACAGGGACAAAGCCAGGCCAUAUACCAGGGGUUGAGCCCCUCGUUUUUUUCUCAGGGGUGUAACCCCUGGUAAAAUGUUUGCGACGAGCGCUUUUGCCAAUACUUCUGCCCCUGACAAAUUCCCUCACAAACGUCCCUUUUCUCAGGGAUUCUGUCCUUUUCCCAGGGAUUUUGCCGCUGGCAAAAGGCAAUGUUUCUUGUAGUGAUAGGAUAGUGAGAUGGGAUCUCAGAUCUAGGAGUUCCUAGGUUGAAAUCAAUACGGGUAGGUCCUAGGUCUUUAGUGUAAACGAGGAGUUUGCUGAGAGCUAUAGAAUAAGGACUACACUAGUGGAUUUCCUUGCUGGCUUGGUAGCCUUCAGAGUAGGUGUGUUUGUCACCGAACUGGGUUAACAAACUUGUUGUGCCUUUUACUUGUCUUUUAUUUUGUUUCAUUUAUGUUUACUGCUAGCGCGAUGUUGGAAUAUUAAACGGAACAUCUGCUGUCUGUGCAUCUGAAAUUGAAACAUCACAUACUGUCUGAUUUCUGCUAGCUCGAUGUUAAAACAUCUUACUCAACAUUAUGUUCGUAUCUGAUGUUGAAACAUCGUAUAAAACAUAUGAAAGCUAGCCUUCCAGAAUUUCAUAUUUCCACUAUUAGAUUGUGGAUUGAUAGGUCCACACACAUCUCUAGUUCAAGCUUCACAAUGGCCCUCCAUUUUGAAACUUUUGAAAUAGGUUCCCUAUAUUGUUUUCCCAACACACAGUUUGAGCAUAUGUCAGAUACCUUCUUUAGAUCAGGUAGAUCCUUAACCAUAUCUUUUUCUUCACCAAACUAUUUAAACCUUUGUAACUCAAAUGUCCAUAUCUAUUAUGCCAUAAUUUAGUUUCACUUUCACUUGAAACUUUCAAACACAUAGGAAUGAUUACAUGUGCACAUAUGAUGUACAUUCUAUUAGAUGACGUUUGUGUUUACAUGAUUAACCCCUUUUCUUCCUGAAACAUUUUGCACAUAUUUUUUUGAAACAUUAUUGUGAGAUUCUUCUGCUGAAGUUGCCCUAUACUCAAUAGAUUGUUACCAAGUCCAAGUAAAUAAUGAACAUCAAUGAUAACCUAAACUAUUCCUCUAAUGAACAAUUUUAGAUUCCCUUUUUCCAUAACCUGCAUCUUUGAGUCAUUUCCCAAUUUCACAUAUGCCCUAAAGCUAUCAUCAAAUUCAAACAUCCAAUCUGUUGUUCAUACCAUAUGAUUGCUACAGACAAAAUCAAGGAACCAUACCUCAUCUUUAGCUUGAUUUGUGAUUUCUUGUUUUGCCAUCAGAAGCAUUUUUUCACUAUCAUCAAAUUCAGUGUAAUUGGCAUCAUUCUCUUCCCAGGUAAGGCAUUCACUCUGAUAAUAACCAAUCUUACGACACUUGAAGCAUUCAAUGAAUUUUUUACUUUGUCUUCCUCUUCCACGUCCUCCAGGACCUCUGCACCCAUUUCUUACCCCUCUACUUCUUCCAUAUCCUCUUCCAGAUUGAGAGACUUUCAAUGCUUGUUCUUCUUCUUUUGAAUGUUGAGCAUGCAUUCUUUGUUCAUGAACAAGAAGACUGCUUUGUAACUCAUCAACACUGAGCAUAGUAACAUCAUUGGAUUCUUCAAUUGAACAAACUACAUAGUUGAAUUUGGGAGUCAUUGAACACAUAACUUUUUCCACAAUAAUAGUUUGCUCCAAUCUUUCACCAUGAGAUGUCAUGCAAUUUGUAAUUGCAAGAGUUUUUCCUAUGUAAUCAUUCACAGAUUCACUAUCUUUCAUGGCAAGAACUUCUAAUUCACGACGAAGAAUUUGCAAUUGAGCUCGUUUAACCUUUGUUGAGCCUUGAUAUUUUCUACGCAUGGAAUCCCAUAUAUCCUUUGAUGUAUCACAAACAAUAAUUUUCUCCAUGAUUGAGCGAUCUAUGGAUUGAAAGAGAUAAUUCUUCACUUUCAAAUCACGAAGCUUGCUUUCAUUUACAAGUUUAUGUUGUUCUAGUGUUGCGUUUGGUGGAGCAAUGAUGACGCCAUAUUCAAUAAGAUUCCAAUAUUCUUUGGAGCGAAGAAGAUUCUCCAUUAACAUAGACCAAUGAUUGUAGAAACCAUCGAACUUAGGAAUUGCAGGUUGAAGAAACGAGGAUGAUUUAGUCAUUGUUGAAACCGUAGGGAAGAAAUGCUUGAAAAACUAAGGAUGAAGAUCAUUGUUGUCACAGUAACAGACAAGUAUCGCCGCCAUAACUAACUUUCUCCAUCAUAACAAAUUGUUCCCCCCCCCCCCCAAAUGAAAUUGUGUUUCUCUAAAAAUCAGGACGCCCUUAGGCUCCUGAUACCACUUGUAGAAAAUGGGAAAACUCUCAUUAUUAUUUCACUAAGUGUUUGACAGAUUUAUAGCCAAUGAUACAAGCUUGUGUUACAAUAACAUAUUAUUCAACAGUGGUGGGAAGGUGUCAUCGACUCAUCAUUGUGUAGCGUUCGGGAAAGACGCGUAUUCUAUAUGGUCAAAAUCAGUUGAUACAAAAAGAUCUAAGUUUGUAUUUUUACCGACAAAGAUAUCAGCCUGUUCUCGCAGUUUUAGAUAGCCUCUCAGAGUUGUGAUCCACUCUCUGAUUUAAGAUCAUGGCAGGGGUUAUUGAUGGGGCAUUUCUUUCGUCUGUCUUUUUAGUGAUUCGUGAGAAGUUGGCUUCUAGAGAUUUCAGAAACUACUUCCAUGAAAUGCUGCGGAAAAAACUUGAAAUCACACUGGAUUCUAUCAAUGAAGUACUGGAUGAAGCAGAUGUAAAGGAAUACCAACACCGAAACGUGCGGAAAUGGCUUGAUGAUAUCAAACACGAGGUAUUUGAAUUAGAGCAACUAUUGGAUGUGAUUGCUGAUGACGCACAACCAAAGGGCAAGAUACGACGCUUUCUUUCACGUUUUAUUAAUCGAGGAUUUGAAGCUAGGAUUAAAGCAUUGAUACAGAACCUAGAGUUUCUUGCAGAUCAAAAGGAUAAAUUGGGACUUAAUGAAGGUAGAGUGACUCCCCAGAUAUUACCAACUGCACCUUUGGCACAUGUAUCUGUCAUAUAUGGUAGAGAGCAUGAGAAAGAGGAAAUAAUUAAAUUUUUACUUUCAGACAGUCACAGUCACAACCAUGUACCCAUAAUCUGUAUAGUGGGUAUGAUUGGGAUGGGUAAGACAACCCUUGCCCGGCUUGUUUACAAGGACCACAAGAUACUGGAGCAAUUUGAACUUAAAGCUUGGGUCUAUGUUUCAAAAUCUUUUGAUCUUGUUCAUCUCACCCGAUCAAUUCUCAGGCAAUUUCAUUUAUCAGCAGCUUAUAGUGAAGACUUAGAAAUACUCCAACGUCAAUUACAACAGAUAGUAACUGGCAAGAAAUACUUGCUUGUUUUAGACAAUAUCUGUAGCGGAAAAGCGGAAUGUUGGGAGAUGCUACUACUUCCGUUUAGCCAUGGAUCUUCUGGAAGUAAGAUGAUGGUGACAACGCAUGACAAGGAAGUAGCAUCAAUCAUGGGAUCCACCCAGCUAGUUGAUUUAAAUCAAUUGGAGGAGAGUGACUCUUGGAGUUUAUUUGUGAGAUAUGCUUUUCGAGGUAGGGAUGUGUUUGAAUAUCCAACUCUUGUAUUGAUAGGCAAGAAAAUAGUAGAAAAGUGUGGGGGGAUUCCUUUAGCUCUAAAAACAAUGGGGCAACUUUUGCAAAAAAAAUUCUCUGUAACCGAAUGGAUGAAGAUAUUGGAGACUGAUAUGUGGCAUUUAUCAGAUGGUGACAGCAUUAACCCCGUACUGAGAUUGAGUUACCUUAACCUCCCAUCCAAUCUGAAGCGUUGUUUUGCUUAUUGUUCUAUAUUUCCCAAGGGCUAUGAGUUUGAGAAGGGUGAAUUAAUCAAGCUUUGGAUGGCAGAAGGCUUGCUAAAGUGUUGGGAAAGACACAAAAGUGAAGAAAAGUUGGGCAAUGAAUUCUUCAAUCAUCUAGUGUCAAUAUCGUUUUUCCAACAAUCAGUAACUAUGCCAUUAUGGGCUGGCAAGCACUACUUCAUCAUGCAUGAUCUUGUCAAUGAUUUAGCAAAAUCAGUGUCAGGAGAAUUCUGCUUAGAAAUAGAGGGUGGCAACGUGCAAGAUAUCCCUAAUAGGACACGUCAUAUUUGGUGCUGCCUUGAUUUGGAAGAUGGUGAUAGAAAACUGAAGCAGAUUCAUAAAAUUAAAGGACUACACAGUCUGAUGGUAGAAGCACAAGGCUAUGGUGAAAAACGCUUUAAGAUAAGCACCAGUGUGCAGCAUAAUUUGUUUUCAAGAAUAAAAUAUUUGCGGAUGUUGUCCCUUUCUGGUUGCAAUCUCGUAAAGCUAGAUGAUGAGAUAAGAAAUUUAAAGCUUCUGCGCUAUCUAGACCUUUCUAAAACUGAGAUUGCAAGCUUACCUAAUUCCAUUUGUACGCUGUAUAAUUUGCAAACAUUCUUAUUGGAAGAAUGUUUUAAAUUGACCGAACUCCCUUCAGAUUUUCACAAACUCAUCAAUUUGCGCCAUCUUAAUCUGAAAGGCACUCAUAUUAAGAAGAUGCCAACAAAGCUCGAAGGGUUAAACAAUCUUGAAAUGCUGACUGAUUUUGUUGUGGGAGAGCAGCGUGGGUUUGAUAUUAAGCAGUUGGGAAAACUAAACCAACUUCAAGGAAGCCUUCGAAUUUCAGGGAUGGAAAAUGUCAUUGAUCUAGCAGAUGCUAUUGCAGCAAAUUUGAAAGAUAAGAAACAUUUAAAAGAAUUAAGUAUGUCAUAUGAUUAUUGUCAAAAAAUGGAUGGCUCAAUAACUGAGGCACAUGCCUCUGUCAUGGAGAUUCUUCAACCAAAUAGAAACCUCAUGAGGCUCACCAUCAAAGACUACAGAGGCAGAAGCUUUCCAAAUUGGCUUGGCGAUCUUUAUUUACCCAAGUUAGUAUCCCUUGAAUUGUUGGGAUGUAAAUUCCAUUCCGAAUUGCCACCACUUGGGCAGUUCCCCUCUCUCAAGAAGCUUUCCUUUUCAGGCUGUGAUGGAAUAGAGAUCAUUGGUACAGAAUUUUACGGCUAUAAUUCAUCAAAUGUUCCAUUUAGAUUCCUUGAAACAUUGCGAUUUGAGAACAUGUCUGAAUGGAAGGAAUGGUUAUGUCUUGAAGGUUUCCCUUUGCUUCAAGAGCUUUGUAUAAAACAUUGUCCCAAGUUGAAAAGAGCCCUGCCUCAACACCUUCCUUCUUUGCAAAAAUUGGAGAUUACUGAUUGCCAAGAGUUGGAGGCUUCAAUUCCCAAGGCUGAUAAUAUCACUGAGCUAGAACUGAAGAGAUGUGAUGACAUUUUGAUAAAUGAAUAUCCAUCCAGCUUGAAAAGGGUCAUCCUUUGUGGAACUCAGGUCAUUAAAUCCUCCCUAGAGAAAAUUCUAUUUAACAGUGUCUUUCUUGAAGAGUUGGAAGUUGAGGACUUCUUUGAUUCAAAUCUAGAAUGGUCCUCUUUGGACAUGUGUAGCUGUAAUUCUCUUCGCACUUUAACUAUAACAGGUUGGCACUCUUCCUCCUUGCCUUUUGCUCUACACUUGCUCACCAAUCUUAAUUCUCUCGUUUUGUACGAUUGUCCAUGGCUAGGGUCGUUUUCAGGCAGGCAGUUGCCUUCCAACCUAUGCAGCCUCCGAAUAGAAAGAUGUCCUAAAUUAAUGGCUUCGAGAGAGGAGUGGGGUUUGUUCCAACUCGAUUCUCUGAAACAAUUCAGUGUUAGUGAUGAUUUUCAAAUCUUGGAGUCCUUUCCGGAGGAGAGUCUGCUUCCAUCAACUAUUAAAUCCUUUGAGUUAACAAAUUGUUCCAACCUAAGAAAAAUAAACUACAAGGGUCUUCUCCACCUCACUUCACUUGAAUCUCUAUGUAUUGAAGACUGCCCUUGUCUUGACAGCUUGCCAGAGGAGGGUCUACCCAGCUCCCUUUCUACUUUGUCCAUUCAUGACUGCCCAUUAAUUAAGCAGCUGUACCAAAUGGAGGAAGGCGAGCAUUGGCAUAAAAUUAGUCACAUUCCUGAUGUAACAAUUUCCUGAUUAGCGGUUGGGAUGAGCUGUUAUUGUAGCCAGGUGCACCGCAUUCACCAAUUUGUUUAUACUUGUCAAAGAUUUGUGAAUUUCUGUCAAAUCAUACAAUAAUGCACAAGAUACUAUGUUUUAUCUUGAACAGUGCAUGGUGUUUGUGAUAUAUGCUCCAAUUGUGUUCCUGACCACUUACAUGUGACCUGAAACCAUGCGAUUUUUUUGCCAUUCAAUCUCAUUCAUGACCAGAUGAAUGGCACAACCAGAAGAAUGUCGCUGUUGCUUGUUUGUUCCACCGCCACAGAGCUCAAGUAUGAUCUAAUCGUAGGCCCCACAUUUGGAUGUGUACACGCUGUGGUUUGUUGUGCUUGUAAUUCUUUUUUUAUUUACUUCACCUCUUUGUUAUUCCUGUGACUUUGUAUCCCUUUUUUUGGGUCUCUUUAAAUUGUAUGUUUUUAAUGUUCUGCCUGCCCAGUGCCCAGAAAAAGAGGCAGUUGAAUAAUAUGCAUCGACCAAUUAUAAGGCGAGGAUGACC
This is a messenger RNA of Medicago truncatula (barrel medic), 6687 nucleotides long. RefSeq names its product putative disease resistance protein At3g14460. Gene Ontology annotation, molecular function: ADP binding. The transcript is spliced from 4 exons. Bases 2748 to 6167 code for a protein of 1139 amino acids. The record is from RefSeq and is a predicted model, not a curated record. Lineage: Eukaryota; Viridiplantae; Streptophyta; Magnoliopsida; Fabales; Fabaceae.